UGGCAGCUGAUUUUUUAAUGUCAGCCAAGUGUCAAAUGGUUGUGUGUCAAACCAGGUUUUCUGUUAUGUUAUUGUGAUAGAUUGUUUGUCUUUCUAAACUAAGUGUCUGCUACUUAUUUGUGAAAAAUAAGAAACACAAAAGAAGAGGUUAUUUUUAUUGCUUUAAUAAGGGCACUAGUUCUAAAACUAUACGUGGUGCUUCAAUACGACAACACUCAUUGCGCAAAAACACUGAAACAAAGCCUUCUAUGUACUGAAGCGAUCGGAAUACCUUAAUCGAACAACUUUUAACACUCACUAUAAUGGCAGAUGCAGAAUACACAAAAUAUGACGAUGUAUUGACAAAUAUUCUAGUGAACGAAAAAUCUAUUUUAGGAUUUCUUUCAGCGAUAUUUAAUUUCUUAGCAAGACGUACUGACUUUUACUACGUCCCUGAUGGUCAGUAUGAGAACAUGGGUUUCCCGCCAGGAGUAGCUGAAGAGCUCGUAAUAAAAGUGUUAAGAAAGUGCGAUCCCAAAAAUUGGGCAAGUCCAAACUCCGAGAAUUCAAGCAAUACUCAUAACCCUGUAAACAUCAACAAUGAAAUAAUGUGCUCAACUGUAGCUCAAGAGGUUGAAGUAGUUGCAGAAGAAGAGAUUCAAGAUUGCCCUUCUGAGACAGCAAAGUCUGAAAUUACACCUAAACAGAUUGCAAGUAAUGACCCACAAAACAGUACUAUUCAAAAGACUGAUGACAUACCUUCAUGUGCCCCACCAGUUAUCCCGAUCCAGACAAAUAGUGACACAUACAAUGGAGCCGAAAGAGAGAAAUAUUCUUGGUCGCAAACAAUAAUGGAGCUUGGUAAACAAACAAAAUUAUUUACUUUAACAUUUUUGCAAGAACAUAUACACACAGUUGCACAAACGUGUAUUAAUAUUGUUGUUAGUUCAAAACAACAUUACCAAUACAAAUUUAGAGAAUUUAUUAGAGCUUAAAGUUGUAAUUAAAUCUUAAUAGAUAGAUAAAUUCUUUAUUAGCAUCAUCAAACUUUCAGAUGUAAUAGUGAAGCUUCCACCAGGCAUAAAGUCGUCAAAAAACCUUAAAGUGGCUAUAAAUAGUGGAGAUAUAUGUGUAGCAUGUGUUAAUGGAGAAAUCAUUAUCAAAGACACCUUGCCAUACAAAAUCAAAACAAUAGACAGUUUUUGGAGCAUUAGUGAAGGAAGACUAUUGAUGCAUUUUGAAAAAGUUCAAGAACGCUGGUGGAAUAAAUUUUUAAAUAGUGAGGAACCAAUUGAUUUGUCAAAAAUAGAUUGUUCAAGGCCCUUAGAUGAACUUCCAGAAGAUCAUAUUGCUAAGGUAAAUAAUUAUUUUAUUUCUUUUCAUUUCCUUAAUAACUUUGAGUAUUGCUACAAUUGUAGUCAUUGUCUGUUCUUCAGUUUCUCUAAUUUUCAGUUUUUAUGAUUAAGUUCACAUACAUACAUUUCAUUUGGUUUUAUUUAGUUCAUAAUAAUGUAGUUUCAUAUGCCCUUAAUAAAUCUUUGUAUGCCAGGUAAGAGAACUUCAAUGGAAUCAAGAACAAAAACUGAGAGGUCUUCCUACAAGCGAUGAAAUUCGCAAUAUGGAUAUAUUAAAGAAAGCUUGGAAUGCACCCGGCUCUCCGUUCAAAGGCAAAGAAUUUGAUCCAUCAGUACUUAGCAAAUCCAAUAUCUCUUAACAAAGAAAAUUUAAUAUAUUUAUUCAAUUAAAUAGUUGUUUUAAUUCGCUCUCACAUGAUAUAAUUA
This is a messenger RNA of Diatraea saccharalis (sugarcane borer), 1760 nucleotides long. The record is from the annotation of a GenBank genome assembly. NCBI's taxonomy places the organism in Eukaryota, Metazoa, Arthropoda, Insecta, Lepidoptera, Crambidae.